AUGUUUAACCUCACGAAAGUCAUUUUGAGGAUAGAAAACGAAAGGUUUGUUGCUGUUGUUAAUAAGUCGAUGAGUUCUAAAUUCUCACAACUGUUGGACUCAGCUCAAGAGUUCCUUCCUCUCCUCCCUUGGGGGGUGGAGUUUGAAAAGGACAAGUUCCUACGUCCAGACUUUACUUCACUUGAUGUUGUGUCAUUUGCCUCCAGUGGAAUACCAGCUGGUAUCAAUAUACCUAACUAUGAUGAGAUAAGACAGAAUGAAGGAUUUAAGAAUGUGUCUUUGGGUAAUGUAUUGUCAGCUGCCUCACAGGAUAAGAGGGUUACAUUCCUUACAACUGAGGAUCAGGUGAGUUUAGAAAUUGUGUAUUUUGUUGUGGCAUAUCACAUUGACAUUUAUUUCAAUGAUUAUGAUGAGCCUAUGAUGUUUGAGCGAAAGCAGCCACAGGAUUAG
Molecule: messenger RNA, 450 nt
Organism: Amphimedon queenslandica
Lineage: Eukaryota; Metazoa; Porifera; Demospongiae; Haplosclerida; Niphatidae
Product: dipeptidyl peptidase 3-like
Exons: 3
Coding region: 1-450 (149 amino acids)
Cellular component (GO): cytoplasm
Molecular function (GO): dipeptidyl-peptidase activity
Source: RefSeq, a predicted model, not a curated record